Molecule: messenger RNA, 1985 nt
Organism: Otolemur garnettii (small-eared galago)
Lineage: Eukaryota; Metazoa; Chordata; Mammalia; Primates; Galagidae
Gene: MITF
Product: melanogenesis associated transcription factor
Exons: 10
Coding region: 52-1584 (510 amino acids)
Biological process (GO): melanocyte differentiation; regulation of transcription by RNA polymerase II
Cellular component (GO): nucleus
Molecular function (GO): RNA polymerase II cis-regulatory region sequence-specific DNA binding; protein dimerization activity; DNA-binding transcription factor activity, RNA polymerase II-specific
Source: RefSeq, a predicted model, not a curated record
UUGACUUUCACUCUUCGCCAAGGGCUCGCAGAACACCUUAAAGGAAAAAAGAUGGAGGCGCUUAGAGUUCAGAUGUUCAUGCCAUGCUCCUUUGAAAGCUUGUGUCUCAGUUCUGCGGAGCAUCCUGGGGCCUCCAAGCCUCCAAUAAGCUCCUCCAGUAUGACAUCACGCAUCUUGCUACGCCAGCAACUCAUGCGUGAGCAGAUGCAGGAGCAGGAACGCAGGGAGCAGCAGCAGAAGCUGCAGGCGGCCCAGUUCAUGCAACAGAGAGUGCCCGUGAGUCAGACACCAGCCAUCAACGUCAGUGUGCCCACCACCCUACCCUCUGCCACCCAGGUGCCAAUGGAAGUCCUUAAGGUGCAGACUCACCUCGAAAACCCCACCAAGUACCACAUACAGCAAGCCCAAAGGCAGCAGGUAAAGCAGUACCUUUCUACCACUUUAGCAAAUAAACAUGCCAACCAAGUCCUGAGCUUACCAUGUCCAAACCAGCCUGGCGAUCAUGUCAUGCCUCCAGUGCCGGGGAGCAGCGCGCCCAACAGCCCCAUGGCUAUGCUUACGCUUAACUCCAACUGUGACAAAGAGGGAUUUUAUAAAUUCGAAGAGCAAAACAGGGCAGAGAGUGAGUGCCCGGGGAUGAACGCACAUUCGCGAGCGUCGUGUAUGCAGAUGGAUGAUGUAAUUGAUGACAUCAUUAGCCUAGAAUCAAGUUAUAAUGAAGAAAUCCUGGGCUUGAUGGAUCCUGCCUUGCAAAUGGCAAAUACGUUACCUGUCUCGGGAAACUUGAUUGACCUUUAUGGAAACCAAGGCUUGCCACCCCCAGGCCUCACCAUCAGCAACUCCUGUCCAGCCAACCUUCCCAACAUAAAAAGGGAGCUCACAGCGUGUAUUUUUCCCACAGAGUCUGAAGCAAGAGCAUUGGCUAAAGAGAGGCAAAAAAAAGACAAUCACAACUUGAUCGAACGAAGAAGAAGAUUUAACAUAAAUGACCGCAUUAAAGAACUAGGUACUUUGAUUCCCAAGUCAAAUGACCCAGACAUGCGCUGGAACAAGGGAACCAUUUUAAAAGCAUCCGUGGACUACAUCCGAAAGUUGCAACGAGAACAGCAACGUGCCAAAGAACUUGAAAACCGACAGAAGAAGCUGGAGCAUGCCAAUCGGCAUUUGCUGCUCAGAAUACAGGAACUCGAAAUGCAGGCUCGCGCCCACGGACUUUCCCUUAUUCCGUCCACGGGUCUCUGCUCUCCAGAUUUGGUGAAUCGGAUCAUCAAGCAAGAGCCGGUUCUGGAGAACUGCAACCAAGACCUCCUUCAGCAUCACGCAGACCUGACGUGCACGACCACUCUUGAUCUCACGGAUGGCACCAUCACCUUCAACAACAGCCUCGGGCCCGGGACCGAGGGCAGCCAGGCCUACGGCGUCCCCACGAAAAUGGGAUCCAAACUGGAAGACAUCCUGAUGGACGAUACGCUGUCUCCGGUUGGCGUAACUGACCCUCUCCUUUCGUCAGUGUCCCCCGGAGCUUCCAAAACCAGCAGCCGGAGGAGCAGCAUGAGCAUGGAAGAGGCCGAGCACCCCUGUUAGCACCGCCCGCUCGCGCCGCGGACUGCUGCCUCUCUUGAUUAGUGGAUUUCACAAUUUACCUGGAAGGGGUUUUCUUGAUAAUUUUACUUUAAUAUGAAAAAAUUUUUUUUCAUGCUUUAUCCAUAGCCCAAGAUAUAUUUUAUUUUUAGAAUUUUGUGAAACAGACUUGUAUAUUCUAUUUUACAACUACAAUUGCCUCCAAAGUAUUGUACAGCGAGUGUGCAGUAUCUGUGAACUGAAUCCACUGCAGACUUCAGUUUUCUGAGCAAGAGGAUUUUGCAUCAGAGAAAUGUCUGUCCAUUUUUAUUCAGGGGAAACUUGAUUUGAGAUUUUUAUGCCUGUGACUUCCUUGGAAAUGAAAUGUAAUGUUUAAUUGAAAGAAUGUAAAAAGCAACCAAAAA